AUCCAACCUAAAGAAAAAAAUCAUCGACCCCUCAUCGCUGACGUCAUUCAGCCUUGACCGACGCCCGCCAGGCAGCCCGGGGGCGGGGAGCAAAAAGUCCAUUAGUUUCAGCAACAUGGUCCACUUCCAGGUCAAGCCAGCGGCAGACGUCCAUCCAGACGAGGACACCGGAAGUUUCGACGUGUCAAGGUCAAACAGUGAACCCGGGCCCCGGCCCCCCCUGCCCCGCGAUAAAAAACUGGAGCCCGCCGACCAGAACAAACAGCCCGCUGCGCCCGCCAAGCGGAAAUUUAUCGUCCUGCCGACCAAGAUGUCGGACUUGAGGGCCGCUAAUCCUGUCAACGAGUCCGAAACCGACGCGGCGUCGACGGAAAACGACCGGGCGAAAUUCAGCCCUUCGCAAAAGUUGGAGGGGAAUAUUUUCAGCCGGGCGCUGAAGAACUUUCGGGGCAGGAAACCUUCCGGGGAGUCGGGGCGCCAGAAUUCAGAGGAGAUGGAGUUUUCCAGCACGCCGCCGCUGCUGGGGGGCGUCAGGGGAGAGGUGAGCCCGAUCCAGGCGGCGGCAAGGAGCGACAGCGUCAACACCUACAACAAUGAGGAUACGAUUACGUCAUACGCCGAGAGCGAUUGGGCGGCGCCUGUCAUGAUGAGGAAGAAAAAAUCCAAUCACGCCUUCCACAACCUGUCCAGACGAGGGUCAGGGACGUCUGAAGACGUCUUCACCUACACCAAACAACACGACGGGCCCAGCACCUUGCCAGAACAUUUGAAGAAUAGUCUGGUGGUAAUCUUAAGUGGCAUCUAUGGUAUCCUGCUGGUCGUGCUAGGUCUGGUGCUGCCCUUAUCUGAGACCUUCAUCAAAUCACAGCAGCCAUAUUUCUUUGAGAUGUAUUACCUAUACCUGUAUGUUGUAAGCCUCAUAUUCCUCAUCUAUGUCUACACAUACCUACUGAGGAGAGAAAGACUGAGCCUGCUGUCCUUCCCAAAAACUUUUUCCAGAAAACUCCGAAGUCUAAGCAGAUCCUCAUCCCAGAGGUCAUCAAUGAAAGGCUCUAUAGAUAAAAGUGGAUCCGCUCCACCCAAUCCAUCCAUUGCCGGCUCCACCAUGUCUCGCAGGAACAGCAUUGGCAGCACCUUCUCCACCAGAAGUCGACGCAGGAAGAUUGGGUUCAACUCUGAGACAUCGAACCACACCGGAAGCUUCUACCUGAGGAUAGGAAUUAUUGGGUUUGGCAUAGGCAGCAUGAUCCACAGUGGGCUGACCUUUGGUCACUACUUUGAGAUCAACCACCUGGGUGACCCCUGCAGUGACAUUCUCCAGGCCAUCAAGCCUGUGGCGCACCUGUGCUUCACCUUUGUACAGAUGUAUUUUGUCUUCAUGAAUUCUAAGAUGUGUGUCCACAAGUACAAGACCAUCGCCAGGUUUGGCAUGAUGCACAUGUGCGGGACAAACAUCUGCGUCUGGCUGCGCUCCAUCGUGGUGGAGACCCUGCAUGUCAUCGACGUGGACAAGAGGAGCAAGCAGCAGGACCUGCCUGUCCAUAUGACCAGCACACACACGCCUGCGUACAGGGACGUCAACAACACCUGGCUACACCAAGGUGAAGGCCACCACACAGAUAAUGCCAUGGGCAUGUUGCCAGAAUUAGACUGCCACUGGGAUGCCAUGAUGGGCAGAGUUGUGGAGAAGUCUUCAAUCUAUUUAUAUCCCUGCACCAUUGAGUACAGUCUGGUCUGUGCUUGUGUUUUGUAUGUGAUGUGGUCAAAUGUUGGUGAAGAUACAACAGCAAGACGGCUCAUGAGCCUGGAGUCAGCGUCAGAUGACGGCACGUCCAGGGAGAGUGUGGACGACGUGGAGGAGAGGAGCCAUCGCAUGAGUGUUGACUGUGCUGGCUCGAGCCGGGGCUUGUUCCUGGGUAUCCUGCUCUUUGUCGUCUGUGUUGUGUGUCUGAUCUGCUACUACGUGCUGAAGGGGUCUCCAGGGAAUUUGAUGGCUGCAGCUGUCUUAGGUCACAUCACUGAAGAUAUCAUCUACCUACUGGCCAUGGGGGCCACGGCCAUUGCUGCCUACAAAAUGAAGUCCAUGCAUUUCUCAAUGGCCAGAGAAGUUGGCAUGGAAGAAAUUUUGAUGCUGAUUUCUUUGUCAGGUCUGGGCAUGUUUGGUAUCUUUAGCAUCGUCUCCUCCCUGUUCUACCUGGACACACUGGACGGGGGACUGACCAUCAUAACCAACGUGCUCAUGAUGGUCCAGGCAGCCUCGCAGACGACCUUCAACUUGGCAGCACUGAGGGUAUCUGCCACACAUCGCUCGCAGAUCCGAGAAAAGCCUGGCAGGGAGUUUGUGACUUUUUUACUCAUCUCAAACUUUGCUCUGUGGGCUUUCAACACUUUUGAGACCCAGCGGUCGGAUCAUAACCGGAUUCAGGUCAAAUUUUAUGGAGCCACAGCCUGGGCAAUCUUCAGUCAUAUCUCAGUACCCUUAGGAAUUUAUUUCAGAUUUCACUCAACUGUGUCACUCUCCAAUGUUUGGAAAACAGCAUGGAAACUCAAACAUGCUCAGUCAGGUGGACAUUUACAGGGGCACUAACCCCUCACAUCCAUCAAUUCUAACGCUCAUUAUCCCCCUUGUCAUGUCAUUCAGAACUAAACAGAUAGCAAAGAAAAAUAGAUGUUCAUGUAAGAAUGUUUAGUUUGUGUUAUGAAUGAAUUCUCAAUAGUACAUAUAGCAGUAGACUUAAACCCACAAUCAUCAUUACUGUGAGAAGUUGAUUAGGAUCAAAAUAUUAAAAUAUUAAAACUUGAUGCACUUGGUGGAACUGUAGAAGGCUCACAGAGCAGUUGAUGAUCUAGGAUGUAAAUACAGAGGAAUUUAAACCUCAUGUAUUAGAUCUUAAUUUGGGCUUGUAUUCAUGCUUUGUUGGUGUUGUAUAUUUUGUGUUGGUGUUGUAUGUUGUGUUGGUGUUGUAUAUGUUAUGCUGGUGUUGUAUUUGUUUUGUUGGUAUUGUAUAUGUUGUGUUGGUGUUGUAUGUUGUGUUAGUGUUGUAUAUGUUUUGUUGGUGUUGUAUAUUUUGUGUUGGUGUUGUAUGUUGUGUUGGUGUUGUAUAUGUUAUGCUGGUGUUGUAUAUGUUUUGUUGGUGUUGUAUAUGUUUUGUUGGUUUUGUAUGUUGUGUUGGUAUAGUACAUAUUUUGUUGGUGUUGUAUAUUUUGUUGAUGUUAUAU
Physella acuta is the source of this 3219-nucleotide messenger RNA. Its product is annotated as proton channel OtopLc-like. Gene Ontology annotation, cellular component: membrane. Gene Ontology annotation, biological process: proton transmembrane transport. Gene Ontology annotation, molecular function: proton channel activity. The record is from RefSeq and is a predicted model, not a curated record. NCBI's taxonomy places the organism in Eukaryota, Metazoa, Mollusca, Gastropoda, Physidae.